GUACCUUGCAGCUGCCAGAAGCCGUGUGUUUUCUUCUUUUUCGCUGGGUAUGGGUGUUUCCUUUUACGCGUGUUCGUUUGGGUGGAGGGAUUACCCUGAGUUACGUGCAGGUGGUGCGGUACCUCUGUCGCGAAAGAUUAUUUUCAGGGGCCGGGGGGUGUGGGUGCGGGUGAAGGGGGGUAGGGUCCUUUGCAGACUGACGAUCAAUUUUUUUUAUAUAGGAGUGUGAAUUCCCGCGGAAUUAGAACAGCAUCACAACUACAACUACCACUA
Messenger RNA from Bipolaris maydis ATCC 48331, 273 nucleotides. The record is from RefSeq and is a predicted model, not a curated record. Lineage: Eukaryota; Fungi; Ascomycota; Dothideomycetes; Pleosporales; Pleosporaceae.